Molecule: messenger RNA, 4591 nt
Organism: Rhopilema esculentum
Lineage: Eukaryota; Metazoa; Cnidaria; Scyphozoa; Rhizostomeae; Rhizostomatidae
Source: RefSeq, a predicted model, not a curated record
GAAAGGACAGCUGGUUUCUAUCCAUCCAAGAGAACAACAGGCUUUGUUUUUGUUCACAAAAAGAGUUUUUAAUAAGAACUAAAUUUCAAUCAAAUAACUUGUUCCUAUGAUUUGAACGCUGAAAGGUAGCAAUCCACAGAUAUCUGGGACACAGACAUGAACAAGUCCAAUGCUCGAGCGAUCUCGGUAGCGGUUUUUUGGCUAACACUAGUUGUUCAAAUUCCAAAGUUUUGUGCCGAAGUCAACCAAACAGUUGCCCCGAGGACUCAAGCACCAACUUUAUCUGGGCUUAGAAGUUGCACCAAGAAUCAAAUGAAAUAUGUUUAUACUGAAUGUGAUGUGACUAAUGGAAGAUGGAAGGUUGGUGUGCCAUUAAAGCCAGAACUGUGCAGAAUGGAAAGACCCCCAAUACCUGAAAGAGGAACACAGUGCACUUUUAGUUGUCCAGAAGGUCAGUACUUGGAUAUACAGAGUCAAAAAUGCUUGAAAUGCAAACCAGGAACUUUUAGUUUAAGUGGGGGAAUCAGAUUCCGUUCUUGGCAGACAUUGCCUUCUGGUUUCUUAACAUGGGGUUCUGAUCCUGACAAUGAUGAAGUUUCGAGUAGAAGCCAAUCAAAAUGUAACAAGACAGUCUGGUCAGCUGAAGGAGACUUUAUAGAAUCUGCCGGAGAUUUUUGCAAAUCAGUUCUUGCUUAUUCUGUCACACUUGAAAAAGAUGGAAAUAUCAGUAUUGUUUACAGAUCAGACGAUGAAGAUGCACUUUUUCAUGUCAAGGUUGCGAAUGAUUUUUGCACUACGAGUCAUGGAGGCAAGCACAGAUUUAACCUUUACCCAGAAUUUCGCUGGAAAAGAACAUACGUUCCACUUCAACGAGGAAGGAAUGUCAUUUUUAUGGAAUCAUUCACAUUCGAGUCUGCAGAAUCGAAUCAUCACGAAGAGCGCUUUUCUGGAAGCGGAGGAGGGGUGAAAAACAACGUGCUAAGAACUGUUCAGAUUAAAGAAAUAAAGAUUACAGGCUUGUCAUACACCUCUGAAUGCACCAAUUGUGAACCAGGAACAUACAGUGGCGAAGGAGCCGCGUACUGUAAGAAGUGUGACGCAAACACAUUUUCCAAAGAAGGUGCUGAUUCUUGCACCAAAUGCGCAAGCAACGAGUAUUCAGCUCCUGGGUCAGUUAAAUGUUUGAAGAAGCCGAAAUGCUCGUCGAAAGAUUUCUAUGAAAUGUGGAGUGACUGUGACGCAAAGAGCAAGACACAAAGAACCUUUUUCUGGGUGAUUCCUAAGAUAUGCGAAGGGGGUAUAGCACUGCCGCCUCCCGCUGAGGAGAUGGACUGUCCGCCUUGUAACCCCGGACAGUUUAAAAAUGGCAGCCAGUGUGCCUUUUGCGGCCAAGGUCAAUACAGUGAUGGCAAAAGUGCUUGCAAAAAAUGUCCACCGUCUACCUCACCAGAUGUCGGGCUAUUCUUCAGAUGGUGGCGGAACCUACCUAAGAAUCUGUUCGAGUUUUUCUGCUUAUCGGAGAAAGAGAGAUCUUGCAAAUCAAGCACAGGUUGGCGACAAUUUAACACAUUCAUGGAUACAGGGGUUGGCCAUGCUGAUGACGCUGAAGUUGGCUUGAUGCUUCGAGUGCCUGGAUUCAAAAGUGCAACAUCUACCUUUGUAAUUGAAUUUGAAGUUCAAUGCAAGUCAUUUUGUACCUUCAUUAUCGAAAUGCGUCGACCAAUGCAAGGAAAGAUGACAAUCUUGACUAAACAUGGCAUGCAACCCAAAACAAAGUUCAUAUAUAAAAUCAAUGGCGAUGGGCCAGCAUCCUUCCGCAUGAAAUUCAUCAAAAACGAAGGUGAUCCUGAUGAUGAUUAUGAGUAUUCUCAAGACAGGUUUAUUUUAUAUGCGAUGAACGUGACAAAUUCUUUCAACGGUGGAGCGAGUCAGUGCAGCGAGUGCCCGCUUGGAGUCGGCAGCGAAGGCAAAGGUUGUGUCCAGUGUGGUGAAGGCAGCUAUUUGGAAAACAAAAAGUGUUUCAAAUGCCCAAAAGGCACGUACCUUGAUGCGAAGAACCCGUUUCAUUCAAAUGCAUGCAAGAAAUGUAGUCCAGGCACAAAGAGCUCCGAGGGAUCCUCGCAUUGCUACUCUGACUGCCAUGUUCAUUCGCCCGAUGGCCGCCAUUUUGAUUUUACUGCUCUCGGAGGGUACAUGCAGAGAAAAAAUUCAAAGAUGUUCACAAGCCACGGAUAUCCGUUUUACAGACUUUUUAAUGUCACAGUUUGUGGCAAGGAAGAUGCUGUAUCCACCUGUAUGAACAACUUCACCAAAGAAGAAAGCAAAGACCACUCUUCAAAAGCAAUCAAAGCUAUGAUAUGCAGAAGCACGGUUAUUCCGUCUCAUGAAAGAAAGGAAAACAUAAUCGCACAGUCUAUGAGCUUAGGGGAUUACUUGGAAAAGAUUACAUUUGGGAAUCCUUACAAGACGUCGAAUGAUGACAACCAGACGCGAUCUGCUGCUGCAGAAGAAAAGUCGCAUCGGACCCGAAGAGACGAAAACAUGAACCAUGAUGUUCUUCCAACCGAUGUUAACUUUUUCUUCAAAUCGCUCCAAUCUAGUGCUCGAUGCACAAAAGGCUACUCAACCAUCAUUACAAUGAGGUGUGACCAAACUGCGGUCGAUAGGGGCUACAUAGCACCUUCUCCUGGAUGUGUUACAGGAACAUGUGAUGGUUGUUUGUAUCAACUAUUCUGGCACUCAGUGCACGCAUGCCCGUUGUGUACAUAUUCCGAUUAUCAGAAUAUCACUUCAGCCUGCAUAAAGGGGAAAGUUACAAAACAUUACGUAUGGAACUAUCCAAAAAUGUGCAAGGAUGGUGUGGAGCUUCCUGAAUCAACAUCAAGAAACUGUUCUGUUUUAGAAAGAACAGUAUUAGAUUUAAAGAUAUUCAUAAUUGUUUUCAUUCUCAUGGUCUUCUUGUUGAUCCUUCUGAUAAUAGUACUGUUAAUUGCCGAACACCAGAGAAGGAUGGAUUUUGUUUCAUCUAGGCUGAAUUACAAGUACAGUCGGCUAAUAGACGAGGCUCAUUACAAAGAUGGGGAAUUACCAGCGUCAGAGAAAUGCACUCUAGAAGAAGGGGAAGAGGAAGACGAGGUAAUCCUGGCUCGUAGAUCAGGUGGCAAUGGCCGCCGAAUUCUGGAUCGUCUUAAGAAGAUUGGAAGUCCAAAGAACCGUAAUGAUUUUCCGGAGUUCGAGACGAUCAACUUGACCGAGCGAGUAAGAAACAAUUCGUCCGGUGACGAAAUUUAGACGUCGAUCAUCAAAUUCAAUGAUUUUAGAGGCUUGUAUGAAAAAGGCUCAGUAUCAGAUACAAAAGACUAUUAAUUUGAUAACAACUGAAUCAGUUUGAGAAUCAUCUGAUGGAUAACAUUUGAUGACGUUCGUUGCAAAAAAUUAUUAAUCCGUCAUCUUUUUCAAUCAAGUAACAGAUAACAUUUCAAUUCAAAUCUUAGAAUUUGUAUUCUCAAAGACAUAUAGUCGUUUAGAUUUCUUCGAUAUUUCGAGGUUGGUUUUUUGGGUUAUAUUGUGUAAGCGGUAGCAUGUUAUUUUUUCUUAAGGUAUAACUCGCAUAAUUUCACUAUUUAACAUUAAAUGGUUAAUAUCUCUUUCAUUAAUUUCAUCAGUUAUCUUUUCAAUUAGCUUUUUAAUUGACCGUUUAUUUUGCUUGUAAUUCAUCUUGGGGUUUAUUCUACUAUUGGUACUAAAAAGUUUAAUGCUAAAAAAGUAAAACAAUUGUACUUGUUGUUUUUAUGAUGCAGUUAUAUUAGAGCUACAUUUUUGCACCGUGAUAGUUAAAUCUUCUUCGUCUAUUAUAUAGAAAGAUAGCAUAAGUUUUUGUAGAUGGCUUUAAAGACUGAGUCGAAAGAAGGUUAGCAACAAUUAUCUGGCCUAAAACGCUUCAACACUGCCACAAAUAUUAUAAAUUUUGUUGCAAAAUAUCCAUCACUUUUGUCAACACUAUUAGCAAGCCAGUAACGGGAUUUUCGAACAAGCCUGUCAGGUUUGCCAAUUCUUUUGCUGUACUGUGAGCACUGCAGUUAUGACCAUCAUUCUAAUACAGUUGUUGCCUAAGUGUAAAUUAAAUUAAUUUUCUAAGACUGUGAUCAUGAUCCACUAGAAGGAAGACAAAGGUAUAACAACAACCUUAAAGUGACCCAAUCCAUUUUCAGUAAGAUAAAAACUUGUGGCACAAUAAAAUGACAAAUUUUCAAAUAAGAUAGCUAUCGCAGUAAUAUUAAAAGUUCGCAAUGUUUUCUGGAGAAAACAGAAUCUUUAUGCUAUGGUAACAGCAUAGUAAAGUUGUCCUCUUGUCCGAUAUAUCACUUCCAGACUGCUUACGAUGUAAGAUCCAGUUCGGUGAGGCUGUUUUUUGCUAAUUCGUUCAACACGAUGAAGAGAACACGGCCUGAUGGGAUGAUGUUUUUCUUGUGUUGUCGAAAUCCAGCCAGCGAUCUGCGGUCAGUUAGCCUAGGCAUCAGCUCGACUCCAUAGCUGUGCACCACGCCAAGGAAACCGUAAACCCAGUCGGUUGAAUCUCCAGCAGUCUCAU